AUACUCCUUAAAUACGGUGGGUGUAUAAGAUAUCCGCCGCCGAGCGAUUAUUUGCCGCCUGAGAGAGUAAGAUACAGAUGGAGGCAAAUAUGGCGCCGGCGGGCAUAUACAAUGAUGGAGAUCAGCAGAGAGGCGCUGGAGGGAAGUUCAGGAAGCCUCCGUCGAGGAAACCUCCGGCUAGUCCCUACGCUCGACCCCUGGCUGCACCGAUGAAUAAGUCUGGCCGCGGCGGUUGGUUAGCGAAACUCGUUGACCCGGCCUUCCGUCUGAUCUCCGGCAGCGCCACUAGGAUCAUGCCUUCAUUCUUCUCCAAUCCGUCUUCCAAUGCUCUCCCACUUCUUCCUAUCACCCAAAGCAACGGUAGUUUAUGUUUUGCGCAUACAGAAAAUGAGGAGUUUAUACCGAGUGCAAAGGAUGAAGAGAAGUGCAGUUCUAGUUCUGCAAUCAAAUCUACUGAAAGAAUGGAUGCCAAUGAAGUUUCAGAGCAAGAGAAAGAAAUGCGUGAAGAUGGAAAGCUGGGGCAAGAUAUGCUGAAGAGCUCUCCUGAUGAUUCCAAGAUUUCCAGAAUUGAGCAGCUAUUGAAAGGGAAAUCAUUUUCUAGGGAAGAAAUAGUCCGUUUGACUGAACUUUUGAAAUCGAAGGCUACUGAAGAUCUAGAAGAGGGCGAACCAAGCAUGACGAUAUCAGGAAGGGACAUUCUUUUGUUGCGUGACACACCAAAAAAAUCAACUGAAAGAAGACAGGAAGUUGUGAACAGAGCUCAAUUUGGACCAUUGACACCUCUGCCUCGAACAAAUGUGCAAGAUGAAAUUGGUGCAUCACCCAUUGAUGUUGCAAGAGCAUUUAUGGGAAGCCGAAUGUCAGAUCAAAGCCCUAGCCAUCGUAGUUUUCUUACAAAGGGUGAACGAGACCCAGAAAAUGCAUAUCCAUCAUUUCUUCCACCACCUUUACCUAAACCUUCCCCAUGUUGGCCCACCAUGGUGUCAGACCAUCAUCAGGACCUUACUACACCACAGAAUCAGAGAAGCAGAUAUGGCCUCCAUGACUUUCCUAGGACUCCAUAUUCUAGAACUUUACUAUCAAAAUCUAGAACCAAUAGCAGGUGCCUUGACCUUUCUGUAAAGUCUUCUCAACAAUCUCCCAUGUCAACUCGUGGGCAGGUAAUCUUCUCCCGGCCGUCGUAGUUAUAUCAUCUAACAUUGUGCCGUAUGCAACAAUAAGAGUCUGCUUGGGAUAACCCAUGGAAAGGACAAAGUCUGACAUGUUUGACCACAGUUAUGGAUCAGUUGGACCAAUCAGGAGAUCACGCAAUAAGCUAGGUUCAGAUUCCCAGUCCAGGAAAUCUAUUUUCUUGAAUCCUUCUAAAGCUGCUUCAGAAAUUGAAAGAUCACUUGUUCCUAAAACAUUCGUACCUUCUCAGGGAAAGAAUAAGGAAGCCAGCCACCAACGUGAUGAUACUUCAAAGGCUGGGCCAAAUGAGGCAUGUAGAAUAAUACUAGAGCACAUUAACAGGCACAAGCCAACGCCUAAAGAGAAGGCAUAUGAACUGAAUCUGGCUACUUCUUAUGCAAGGUCAAAUGAGAGUUCCGAACUUUCACAUUCUCAAGUCCUAAACACGACCGAGUCAGUGACAAAAAACUCUUUGAAGGACAAAAAUAGCGAGAAAGGGAUCCUCCAGAGGAAUUCCUUUGGAAAUAGUUUAUGUGUAUCUAAUUCCAAUGGGGGGCCUUCGUUGUUCUCAAAGGCUGAAUCACAAACUAAUAUUUUCUCUCCUCCUACUAGUGAUCCGAGUUCGUACCAGAUAAAGUGUUCAUAUCAAGAAGACCGGAGGGAGUAAUAGUGUAAUACCAUCAUAUGCCUUGUGCAUGCAAUCUGUACGCACGAGAAGUAAUGGUCUUAAAGGGAUUCAGUGAAUUUAAAUAUUUUCAUCUGGACGUACUGAAUGGGAAUUCACUAGGAACUAACAUUGUGCCAAGAGGGACCACACAAAAUUGGUCUUCUCAACAACAGAGUAAUGGCCAGAAUGUCUCCACCAAGCCAGAGAAUAAAUUGCCAGCACAUACUUCAGGAACAAAACCCACUUUGCAGGCCAUCAGUAUAAGCAAGCCAGACCAUAGACACAGCAUUUUUUCCGAUAAUACACCCACUGGAUUCACCUUUCCCGUUCCUGCCUCAAACGGUGCACUCUCUGAACCGCCGCCGACCCCCUCGAUGCCAUCAUCAGCUGCAAAGAUUGUGCCACGGCUGGAUGAGCUGUCCGGUGACAUUCCUUGUUACAGCUUUGGCACAGAAAAAUCCUCGCAGAGACUUGUUUUCUCUUUCCCAUCUACGGAUGCUUCUGUCCCUGCAGAUGCACAAGAUAUCAAGUUCAACUUUGGGCAGGCAGAUGGGAAGAGGAGGUUGUGUUUUAGUACUGUAGGUAAAGCUGUUUGUUAGAAUUUCAUUUUUUUCCUUUCUUCAGUUAACCUGAUAUAUUAGUUGUCUUGCUUUUCAUUUCUUUAUAUGGUCAAUAAUUCUUGUACGAUAGUGCAACCAUUAAGUGCAUUCUUCUGUAUGUCCUUUUUUUAGAAAUGUCUCCAGUAGUUGUAAAUUUGCCCAUUCACGUUACUAGUUAUAGCUGAACUCAAUCCAUUUAUUUUGAAGUACGAAUAGCAUAUGUAUUGAAUUGGUCAUUUUUAUAGGAUAAUACGAGAAUGAUUGGUAACCAUGUAUUUGAUUGAAAUAUUUGAAGGUGCUGUUGGUUGGAAUUACUAAA
Cuscuta epithymum is the source of this 2755-nucleotide messenger RNA. The record is from the annotation of a GenBank genome assembly. NCBI's taxonomy places the organism in Eukaryota, Viridiplantae, Streptophyta, Magnoliopsida, Solanales, Convolvulaceae.